AAAAUCGACUUCCAAUCCCGACGAAACCCUAGAAAUCCUCCGGCAUGAUGUCCGCCGCCAAUCCGCAGGUCAAGUCCACGCCGCUGCCUCCGCCCGCGGCGCCCACCGCGGCGUCGCAGAACCCGCAGGUCGCUGCCUCCAAGGCGUCGUCCUCUUCGACGUCCGCCGCCGACCCCAACCCAAACAAGCGGACCAACCCGGGCAACGCCGCUGCCGCCUCCGCGCCCCCAGAGCCUACCCCGAGCGUCAACGGGGAGGCCAGCCGCUCGCCUCUGGUCCCCUCGCCGCUCCCUCACCCUCACGAGCAGCACCACCCUCCGCCCGGCGCGUCGCCUCUUCUGCCGCCCCUGCCCCCGUCGCGGCCGCUGCUCACCGUAGCCGCGGUGGAGGCGGUGAUAGCAGCCAUCCCGCCGCCACCGCGGUACGGGCUGGAGGACCUCGACCGCCGCACCGUCGCGCUCUCUGACGGCACCGUGCGCACCUACUUCGCUCUCCCGCGCGAGCCGCCGCCGCAGCUCCGCCAGCCGCCGCCGCCGAUACCCGCGCAUCUCUUAGCGCCGCCACCGCCCCCACUGCCCCUGCCGCGCCCGUCCCUCGAGCGGUGGGCUCCUCCGCCACCCAUGCCUACACUCCUGCCCGCUGCCGGGCUGCUUCCGCUGCCUGUUCCGAAACGGAAGUGGGAGGAUCAGGUCAAUGGUGUUGUGCCCUGGGAGUCCUCCGUAAGCACGCUGCAGAAGAAGUCUGAGGCGCAUGCUGCGAAGCAGAUGAAAGUGGAGAAGCAGGUGAAGGUGGAGGAGACGGGGGUGGACCCGAAGGUGCUGAAGAGCGCCUUUCUUAAGAUGGUGAAACUGAUGAAUGAGAAUGAAGCGGAUAAGAAGAAUUACUGGGCCAAUGGGAAGCUUUCCCAGCUGAAGUGCCCUGUAUGUCAAAGGGAUUCUGUAGAUUUGCAUGCACUCCUCAAUCAUGCAUACUAUGCAAAGAAUCAGGAGCAUCGUGCUGAUCACUUAGGGUUUCACAAAGCCUUAUGUGUUCUUAUGGGUUGGAAUUAUUCCGUAGCCCCUGUUCACAAAACCGCUUACCAAGCAUUAUCAACUGUCGACGCUGAAGCCAAUCAAGGAGACCUUAUCUUAUGGCCACCAACAGUUAUAAUUGAGAACACAUACAAGUCAAAGAAUGAUGGAGAAAAGGAUGUCAUGAGUGAUAAAGAGGUGGAGAGCAAGCUUAGAGAAAUGGGCUUUGCCGGUGUCAAUGUGCAGCCGCUCCCUGGGAAGGACGGGCAGAGGUCGGUGCAAGCUAAGUUCUCCGCCAGCCUCGAUGGUCUGAACAACGCGUCACGGCUCGCCGAGUUGUUCGAGCGCCAAGGCCACGGGCGAGCAGCCUGGGCUCGCGUCCGGAGCGCCGUCCCCACAGGCGGUGGGGGCGAUAACAACCCCAUGCUGGUCAAGGUGGAUGGCAAGGGAGAGCGGACAUGGGUCCUCUACGGUUACCUUGCCACGGCAUGGGACUUGAAUGUCCUGGACCCUGAGUCGAAGCAGAACGCCACUGUGAAGAGCAGGAAGGAACUGGAUUUAGAUUAGGACCCACCUGAAUACCUGAUCCUGCUAGAGUUGUGCAUGUUACCUGACGAGUUAUGAAUCCAUGGACAGUGUGAUUCGAGUGUUUGUGUUCACGGCACAGCAUUUAAGUUCGAGAAGAAAUUCUUUGCUG
Messenger RNA from Zea mays, 1707 nucleotides. Its product is annotated as XS domain containing protein expressed. Gene Ontology annotation, biological process: regulatory ncRNA-mediated gene silencing. NCBI's taxonomy places the organism in Eukaryota, Viridiplantae, Streptophyta, Magnoliopsida, Poales, Poaceae. The record is from RefSeq and is marked validated.